GUCAACAGUGAAAGUGCAGACCUCGGUAGGAAACAACCGCAGGAUAUGGGCCGGAUCGCCAGUGUCCCGGGAAACCUGUACGUCCUUCUCGCGGCGUGGACGAAGUUGAGAGUCUGGGGGCUUGGAUUCGGCGGAAGCGGAGGAUUCGGCGGAGGGGGCGACUUCGCGGCCGGGUUCCCUCAGACCGGGCUCGGGUUCUUCGACAAGUCUCUCGUCAGGUGUGGAGAGAGUUCCCACCUGGAUGGGUUCAGGGAUCCGGGGAUCCAGGGGGUCACCCGGGGUUACGUCGAGCAGCGGAAGCAAGGACUCCGUGGCGACUUCUUUCGACCUCCUGUCGACUUUGAAUCCGACUACAGGGCAGAACCAUGGAUGGCGGCGAUACUGAAGGCACCAGAGAACACCUUCCUCUGCUCGGGGACUCUCAUCAGUGCGUGGGCCGUCCUCACUGCUGCCACCUGCGUCAAUGGGAUAAACAAGCGUUUCCUGCGAGUCCGCCUGGGGGACUGGGACCUGAAGGACGAGAGCUCGGCCGAGUACCACCCGACCCUGGAGGCCCCCGUCGGGGACGUGAGGGCUCACCCCAAGUGGAACCCCGGCACGAAGGCGUUCGACCUGGCCGUAUUGAUCUUGGAGUGGCCGGUGGAUUUCAACAAAUACCCUCACGUUCGGCCCAUCUGCCUUCCCGAUAAAUUCGACAACUUCAUCGGAUCAGAAUGCUAUGUGGCUGGAUGGAACAAGGCGAACACGAUGCCCGUUAACGAACUGGUUACAGUUUCGAGGGACUUCGGGAAGCCGGCCAGGACUACCUCACCUUUUGACUUUUCCGGGAAACGCUUCGGAUGGCGAGUAGGAAAAGGAGGAGGGGGAGGAGGAGGAGGAGGAGGAGAAGGGGGUCAGGGAUUCUGGGACUUUGGACGUGGAGGCGGAGCGAAAUUCGGGUCCAUCCCGGGCACAUCCAAUUUCCUCGUAUCCUCCUUCGGGGAGGAGAAUGAGCGCGAGAAGACGUACACGUUCUCCAGGCAGAGUUUCAGCCAGGUCCUCCAGGAGGCCAGGGUCAAGAUCGUCGAGAGGGAAUGGUGCCAGAAGCAUCUCGGAUCUCUGCAGCAACUUCUCUACUCUCAGGAGUGCGCUUUUGGACGGGAUUACGACAAUGCCUGUAUCGGAGAUGUGGGAGCGGCGAUCGUGUGCAAACAGCGCCCCCUAGCGGGCGGAUACGGAGGGAAGCGCGAGGCUCGCCCUCCCCACCUCGCCCAAGGCACGAGCGGGGAGGAUCUACAGUCCUUCAUCCAGACCUCCCCUCCAGACUUCCAGCCCUUCCUCCAGGCCUCCCCUCCAGACCUCCAGCCCUUCCUCCAGACCUCCCCUUCGGACCUCCACGUUCAGAAGAGGGAGGCGGUGGGGGAAGAACGACUCGUCUUGGCCGGCGUCGUGUCUAUGACGGCGGAGUGCCCCGCUCCGAACGCGGCUGGGAUCGGCGAGGCCCCUCUCGUCUUCACCCGAGUCCAGGACCAGGUCGACCUCAUCUGGGGCAUCGUGGAGCUCCAGACCUGACGUUCGUGUCGAGGAUUUCAUUUAUUUUAUUUCGAAAAGCGAGGCUGAUCGAUGCGGAGGAGGUUUCUGUGAAAAGCGUAUUCGGUUUCUAUUGAAUUUCGCAGUUUUUGUACAGGCCAUUUUUAUGUAUUUUUUCGUCGAAUAUCUGAAAUAAUGAACCAAAAUAAUCCCUAGC
Messenger RNA from Darwinula stevensoni, 1726 nucleotides. The record is from the annotation of a GenBank genome assembly. NCBI's taxonomy places the organism in Eukaryota, Metazoa, Arthropoda, Ostracoda, Podocopida, Darwinulidae.